Messenger RNA from Elgaria multicarinata webbii, 3046 nucleotides. It is a transcript of the gene GCGR, whose product is annotated as glucagon receptor. Gene Ontology annotation, cellular component: plasma membrane. The record is from RefSeq and is a predicted model, not a curated record. Lineage: Eukaryota; Metazoa; Chordata; Lepidosauria; Squamata; Anguidae. Gene Ontology annotation, molecular function: glucagon receptor activity; peptide hormone binding. The transcript is spliced from 13 exons. Gene Ontology annotation, biological process: adenylate cyclase-activating G protein-coupled receptor signaling pathway; cell surface receptor signaling pathway. Bases 203 to 1714 code for a protein of 503 amino acids.
CAUCAACCUUGGGGACGGGAGGGUGCAGGAGCUUAGAGUUUGCAGAAGAGCAGCGAGGGUCUUGCACGUACAAGUGGCCCCAAUCUCCCUCCCCUCCCCUCUUGUGCUCCACAGGGUUCCUGCUCAACCAGCACCAGGACAUUCUCUAGGAAGCCAGCAGCUCCAGGAGCAUCCCAAUGCGGUUUCAUAGCCCUCCAGAGUGAUGUCCCAGUUGCAGCUUCUCAGUAUCCUGCUGGCACUGGUGCUUUGCCUCCAGGGACCCUCAGCCCAGAUCACGAAAAUGGCCAUUGAGAGCUGGAAGGCCUACAUUGAAGAGUGCGAGCGCAACUUGAGCCUCUUGCCACCCCCUACUGAGCUGGUCUGCAACCGAACCAUUGAAAAGUUCUCGUGCUGGCCUGAUGCACAACCUAACACCACUGUCAAUGUGUCCUGCCCCUGGUUCCUGCCCUGGUACGACCAAGUGAAGAAUGGCUAUGUAUACAAGAAGUGUGGGCCAGAUGGGCAGUGGCUAACCACUCCUGAAGGAAGGAAACAUGACUUCCGUCAAUGUGAGGUGGACAACGAGACCAUCUUAGAGCAAGAAAAGUUUGCUAGGUUCUAUGAUGGCUUCAGAGUGAUGUACACGGUCGGCUACUCAUUGUCCCUCUGCACCCUGCUCCUUGCCUUGGCUGUGCUGCUAGGCUUCAGCAAGCUGCACUGCAUGCGCAACUACAUCCACAUGAACCUCUUCGCCUCCUUCAUCCUGAAGUGCAUCUCGGUGCUGAUGAGUGACAGGCUGCUCAAGACCCGCUUCAAUGAGAAGAUUGACGAGUACAGUAUAAGGCUCUUGAUGACUGAGGAGGAGACGACAGGGUGCCGGGCAGCCAGCGUCUUCAUGCAGUACAGCAUUGUGGCCAACUACUGCUGGCUGCUGGUGGAAGGCAUCUAUUUGCACAACUUGCUUGUGUUGGCCGUCUUCUCCGAGCGUAGCUACUUCACCCUCUACCUCUGCAUCGGCUGGGGGGCUCCGAUUCUCUUCAUUGUGCCGUGGGUGACGGUGAAAUACCUUUAUGAAAAUGUUCAAUGCUGGACUACUAACAAUAAUAUGGGUUUCUGGUGGAUCCUGCGUUUCCCUGUGUUCCUGGCCAUCUUGAUCAAUUUCAUCAUUUUUAUCCGUAUCAUUCAGAUCUUGGUCUCCAAACUCCGUGCCCAUCAGAUGCGCUACACAGACUACAAAUUCCGGCUGGCCAAGUCAACACUGACGCUUAUUCCACUGCUGGGUAUCCAUGAAGUGGUUUUUGCCUUUGUCACGGAAGAGAAUGCACAGGGCACACUGCGAUAUGUCAAGCUGGUCUUUGACCUCUCCCUCGGCUCCUUUCAGGGAAUGCUGGUGGCCAUUCUCUACUGCUUUGUGAACAAGGAGGUACAGUCAGAGCUCAUGAAGAAAUGGACACGCUGGAAGCUUGGCCGGGACAUAGAAGAGGAGUAUAAGCACACAUACAGCCACACGCCCAAUGUCCGCAACGGGGGUGCCAGCACCUGCGAGAAGCACAAACUGGUCGGCAACUGCCUCAAUGGGCUGGGCCGCAGCCAACCAACUGUACAUACCAGCACACAGUACCUGGAGAGGACAGGCUGCAGCGCCAGUGAGAACUUGGCUGUAGGUGAGCGGCCUCAUUGCUAUGAGUUCCCGGACACGGCAGAGUUCCCCAACACGACCGAGAGCAAUUUCUGAAACUGGCUUACUCAUCUGCCCCUGGCUUAUGGGACCUGCAACAGCCACAAUACACAGCAAGGAGGGCAGCUGGCAGUCCAGGACAUGGAGAGGAGCAUGUAACUGGAAAAGGUGCCCUUUGCCAAGUGCACUGAAGCUGACAGUAUGGUGCCAGGUCUUUUUCUGUGUUUGAGACACGUAUACAAGAUCCCAUGAGACUGUCUGCAUGUACAAUGCUCCAUGGUGGGGGACCCUCCACUGGCGGUGCACAGAAAGGAACGAGAUGGUGGUAGCCCACUCUGAGAGGGGCAUGCUGAGGGAGGUGACUGCCGAACAGGCUUUAGGAAGGAAUUCUGUCCAAUGCUAGGGGCUGUGAACAUUUGCACAGUUUAGAGAUUGUGCCAUAAUCCUGCACUGAUCAAACUCAGAAUUCUUUCCUUUUUUUUUUAAAGCAAACCAUUGCAUUUACAGUGAACAAGCUGAAAAUGUGCCAGCAGUAUUUGCUAAAAUGUUUUUUUUAAAACACACACACACACACACACACACACACACAAAGGUCUGUGCAUUUUUUUCCCUAUUGGUCGGGGGUAGGACAUAUUUAGAGUUAUCAGCUCUUUUCGAUCAUCCUUCCCUCCCCUCUAUUCCAGUUCAUGUUAAUAUCCCAAUGCAAAAUUCUGCCAAAAAAAGCAAAACAUGCAACUUAGCUCAAUAUGGCUAAGGGUUUUAAUCUGAAAAUCUUGAGUUUAGGGUUUGCACAGCAUGGUCUCUCCAAGUGCAAGCUUUCCAGAUUCCCUUUUACAUAAAUGAGAAUCAGCCCUCCCCAACCUAGAGCCCUCCAGAUGUGUUGGACUAUAACUCCCACCAUCCCUAUGCUGACUGGGGAUUAUGGGAGUUGUAGUCCAAACCUAUCUGGAGGGUGUGUUGGGGGAAGGCUUGUGUAGCCUCUUCAGAGCUUUACAAGCACAUGGGGCAACAGCAAUCAUACCUCCUGUAGAAGGCCAUAAAAAGCCUCACAGAUUUUGGGAGUGAUGGUGUUAGCAGUGCAGGAAGUGUUGUCUGCAAAGCUUGGAAGGGAAAUAGUAUUCUCUGUGGAAGCAACAAUGCUCACUCAGGUGAGAAGUGUUAUCAGCCAUCGACCAUGCAUGCGGCUGUACCAUUGUCUCUGCACCGAGGUCAUGCUUGCGCCAUUUGUUCUGGGAUGACUUUUCUCUUGGGUGACUCUGUAAAUCCAUGUAUGUGUGGGCAAGGCAAUGCAAACUCUGAGGGCCACCUUUGCGUCUGUGUAUGUCUGUAUGUCACUGCCAAUGUUCUGGGGAUCAAAGACCCAAUAAACUGUGCUAUGCCUCCUUGUAA